Molecule: messenger RNA, 2562 nt
Organism: Talaromyces atroroseus
Lineage: Eukaryota; Fungi; Ascomycota; Eurotiomycetes; Eurotiales; Trichocomaceae
Exons: 2
Coding region: 1-2562 (853 amino acids)
Biological process (GO): maturation of SSU-rRNA from tricistronic rRNA transcript (SSU-rRNA, 5.8S rRNA, LSU-rRNA)
Cellular component (GO): nucleolus
Molecular function (GO): protein binding
Source: RefSeq, a predicted model, not a curated record
AUGGGGAAGAAGUCGUCGCGCCCACCAGCUUCAAAGACUGCCUCCGCAGCACAGCCCGCUGCCUCCGCGGCGACUGCCACUGGCAAAAAAUCGUCUAUCCUGCGAGCUGCUUUCUCGCCUUCCGAGUACCAAUUAGCGCUCUUUGCAUCAGUCAUUCAGGGUCUUGAUUCGCAACACCUCCGCAUCCAUGAUAUCCACACCGGUGCUUUGCAGUGCGAACACUCUGUAACCCCCAAAGAGUCCAUUACCUCCUUGGACUGGGGCUAUCUUCAUAGUCAGCGAGAACAGCAGUCCAAUAAAAAGAGGAAGAGGAAGUCCGAUGUCAAUGGCUCGGCAGCAGCAGAUAAAGCCGCCGUGGUUGCUUUUGGUACAAGCUCAUCCGACGUUCGGAUGUAUUCUCCAGCUGAAGAUAAAGUACUCUACACUCUGGCUGGUGUGCACGAUGGAGGCAUCAAAGACUUCAAGUUUACCGUCGGACAGUCUACAAGCCAGGGCUGGAGUAUUGGCGGCGAUAACAGGCUUGUUCAAUGGGAUCUUAUUACUCAGCAAAGCAUUCGCAUCAUAAACAUACCCACUACUUCAACUGUUUCAGCUCUCUCGCGACCUAUUGUCUCGAAUCCACCAGUGAUAUGUGCUACACAGACUCCGGUCAUUCUCGAUGUUGAAAGCUCCGACGCCCAGUCGAUCACAUUCCCUUCAAUGACCAACCCUAUUCAUACACUUCUUCCAUCGUCCGCCCUUUCAAUUAAAGAUACCAAUUUCAUCGCAGCUGAUAACGCGCGCUAUAUCACUGUUUUUGACCCGAGAACAAAGGGCAUAGCAUACAACCUAGUCGCUGAGAAAGAGGUAGCAUCACUGGCAUUAUCUGUCAAGGCUGAAUUUUCGGGGGAAGAACAACAAGAAAGCAGUCCACUUGAGAGCCAAGUUCUCGCUGUUGUAGUUGAAGAUGGCACAGUGGAGUUAUUUAACAGGCCAUUUUUACAGCCUGCUGGACAGAGCGGAUCGAAAGCCUCUAGCAGCCUUAAAGCAAGGGCCAAACAGAUGACCCGCAAAGCCGAUGCCAUACUGAAAAUUGUUAGACCAGAUACUGGAAAAGCGGUUUCUGCGGUUCAAGUGGGCUUUCAAGGGCCCGAAUUAUUCGUCGCGUGGGCUGAAGGUGGUGUGAACUUGAUAUUUGAACGUGUUAGAUGGCAAGAUCAGGACACUGGAAACCUCGUUUUCUCAGGCACUACCGAAAUUACAGGUCGCAAAUCCGCCUCGGUUCUUAGGUCUGCUGCCGUGAUUGAAGAGCGACAGGCCAGCAAAUCGCAUGUGAAUGAGGGCAAGGCUGCGGUUGAGUCCGGUCUUUACACUGAGGAUGUGGAAAUGAACGAUGCACAUAUAGAAGAUGACUCUGUGUCGAUAUCCGACGCUGAAGAAGAUGUCUCUGAUGUUGAGCGUGAGGGAAAGCAGAAGCGUCAGACGAAAACUGCGAACGGUAUCAACGGCAACUCUACUAAGAAUGCGGAAAUCGAGGAAAACGACGAAGAGGAAGAAGAAGCGGGCGGAGAACCUACAUUUGGUGAAUUAGUGCAGAGAAACUCCGCAAUUGACGUCGAGGCCGAGCUGGAAUAUGAUGCUGGCACUGGACCCUUGGUACCUAUCGCAUCUAAGAACGGCAACAAGGCUGUCGCGCAAAUCCCAUCAGGCGUAUCCUUGACAACCGUUCUCUCGCAGGCGCUCAAAACCAACGAUGCCGCAAUGCUAGAAUCCUGCUUCCGUACCUCAGACACCAAUAUCGUUCGCGCAACCAUUCAGCGACUAAACUCCACGCUGGCGGGUGCUCUCAUCCAACGAAUCGCAGAACGAAUGGCAUCUCGGCCCGGUCGAUACGGACAUCUACUUGCCUGGGUGCAAUGGACCUGCAUCGCACACGGAGGCGCAAUUGCCGGCAACGCCGAGGUUCUCAAACGAAUGACUUCAUUGUACAAAGUCAUGGACCAGCGUUCCCGCUGUCUCCCGUCUCUACUCCUACUCAAGGGCAAGCUCGACAUGCUCGAUGCCCAGAUUAAUUUGCGCCAGUCAAUGGCUGACAGUAGGAAACAUGGCAUGGGCAUGGAUGAUGAACUGUUGGAAAGCGUCACGCACUACGCCGGAUUAGCCGGCGACAGCGGCAACGACGAUAGCGAAGCGGAGCGUCAUCGUAAGCGCAAGAAGAUGUCGAAAUCCAAGCGUGAUGGUCUCGGUGAGGAUGAAGAUGCCGAGAUGGAUGAUGAAAUGGCCGCUGUUGAGCUUGGAUUCGGAUCUGAGGAAGAGGAAGAGGAAGGCAGUGAAGAAGAUGCCGAUGAGGAUGGGGAUAUGAUCGAUAUUGAAGCCGAAGAGUCUCUUGAUGAUGAUGACGAUGAUGAUGACGAGGAAGAAGAGGAAGACUCAGACGCAGAUAGCGACAUGGCUGAUUUUAUCGUCUCGGAAGAUGAAGAUGAAGAGAUCUCCGACGAUGAUGAUGAAGAACAGCAGAAAAAAGCACCCACACAACCUCAACGGUCUUCAAAGAAGGCAAAAGUAAAUAAGUCGCGACGCUAA